AUGCGAGUAUUGCAGCUGAUAUGCCUCGUUGCGCUCAUCUCACGCUGCGCUGCAGACACGGCCACAACCAAUUCCCACACAGCCAGCACGUUGAAGAUCAAUUCGGAUGCAGACGCCGUGUCGCGCGUGUUAGCUGCAGACCGCAGGCAAGCUACGCGUUCUCUCCGACAGUUUGAUCACGACGAGCUGGCUGGAGGUGAUGCCGAAGAUCAAGAGAGAGGCAUCAGUAUCUCAGGUCCGGUAGAGAAAAUGGUAACAAAAUUCCGAGACGGAUUGAACGCGGUGUUAUCAAAGAAUCCAGUACGUCUGCGUGCGUCGCUUGUGGAACAACUAUCGAAGACAUACUCAUACGCUGAUAAGUUGAGCACCUCAACACUGAAGCAGCUGGAGCACAUUGAGAAAUUGAGAGCUGCGGAUAUCAAAAAAGGUGUUAAGGGCUCCAAGGCAACGCCUGGUGGUAUGCGCAGGAAUGUGGAACCAUUUCCAGGCAUGAGCACGGUUCCUAGAAAGUUUCUCGAGUCCCACGUGGGUCGUGACGGUCAACGUUUCGGUAAAGAUGGCAGUCGGUUGCUGUCUGCUGGUGUGGUUACACGUUUUAACGACAAGGGCGAGCGUGAAAUGCUUAUGAUUUCGAGCUCAAAUCCGAAAAAGAGAGAAUUUCUGCCGCCUAAAGGUGGAUGGGACAAGGGCGAGGACAUUAAGACGGCAGCGCUGCGUGAAGUUAUCGAAGAAGGAGGGGUGUGUGGACAACUUUGGUCAAUUUUGGUUGUUGAUAUGUUGACUUACUUGUGA
Molecule: messenger RNA, 792 nt
Organism: Phytophthora infestans T30-4
Lineage: Eukaryota; Oomycota; Peronosporomycetes; Peronosporales; Peronosporaceae
Product: secreted RxLR effector peptide protein, putative
Exons: 1
Coding region: 1-792 (263 amino acids)
Cellular component (GO): nucleus; cytoplasm
Molecular function (GO): hydrolase activity
Source: RefSeq, a predicted model, not a curated record